AUGGCGGAUAUCCCAAGAUCAGUUAUACAAAAAUUAAUGUUUUUUACAGCAUUAAUGAUAAUAUUACCAUUAAUUACAUUUUUUUCAAUACAAUACAUGACAAAUAAUUCAAUAAUAAGUGGUGGAUUAAGUGCUUUAGUUGCUAAUAUAGUAUUAAUUGGUUAUAUUAUAGUUGCAUUUAUGGAAGAUAAUACAAAAAUUCAAUUAGAAAUUCAUGAAGAAGAAAAAAAGAAACAACUAUAG
Lodderomyces pseudojiufengensis is the source of this 243-nucleotide messenger RNA. RefSeq lists its product as uncharacterized. The transcript has 2 exons. Bases 1 to 243 code for a protein of 80 amino acids. The record is from RefSeq and is a predicted model, not a curated record. Lineage: Eukaryota; Fungi; Ascomycota; Pichiomycetes; Serinales; Debaryomycetaceae. Gene Ontology annotation, biological process: vacuolar proton-transporting V-type ATPase complex assembly.